Messenger RNA from Pseudogymnoascus verrucosus, 1782 nucleotides. RefSeq lists its product as uncharacterized. Bases 228 to 1721 code for a protein of 497 amino acids. The transcript has a single exon. NCBI's taxonomy places the organism in Eukaryota, Fungi, Ascomycota, Leotiomycetes, Thelebolales, Thelebolaceae. The record is from RefSeq and is a predicted model, not a curated record.
GUAUACGUACUUGCCGUACAAAAUAAUCCCACUGUUAGCCUUCGUUCUUUCCAAUUAUGUAAAUUUAUUACUGUCUUAAGAUAGAAUGAGUUUCAUUUUGUCCCCUCAUAUUUUUUAAUUUGAAGCCGAGUUCCUACUUCACACACCUUUGCCUUUAUUGUCCAAGAACGCACCAGAAAGCCUUGAACUACGCUAUAUGGAGGUCACAGACGGACAAGGGUAAGCAUAUGAGUAUAUAUAUCCUGCUCUCUUCUAGUCUAUUUCUAUCCGUUACAUCAUCCGAUAAUAACUACAAUCACUACAAUAUUUUCGCGAUGUCUACUUCCACCUCGAACGCACCUGACCCCUAUCUGGGCCGUUGGUCAGGGACGUCCACGACGAAACCGUUCAAUGAUUUUACCAUUAUUGAUAUUGUAUACCGAGAUGGGCACAGCUAUCUUCAUCGCCAUGACCGGCGAUCCCCAAAACCUCUCGAGGGUCAGAUAAGCUAUACAUCAAACAAUGUAUUCAUGGCCACUGUGCCAACCUGGCUCGGCGGAGCAGCUACCAUUUACGGCACCUUCCACAGCAAUAGUUUCGGUGUGGUUCUCAUUGCCAAAAUUGAGGGGGAUGGCCUUACUGGCCUAGAGACUAUAGAAGUCCAUCUUAAACAAGGCGCCCCGGAACACGAGAAGUACCUAGCUCCUCGUCUCGAUGUAGCCCCUGAGAGCCACCCAAAUAAUGCCGACUUCAUGUCCACGGCCGCCCCAGAGGCCUUGAACAUGACCGCUGAGCAACUUGACGCUGCCAUACAAGCUAUUAUCAGGCCGCGUAGUCACCCAGAUAAUCGCGUUGAAGGCCUUCUCAUUCUCAAGGAUGGACACCGCGUCCACGAAUCCUACUACUACGGCCUCACAGCCUCCGAUUCCCAUCCAUGUGCCUCAAUCACCAAAUCUAUCGUCUCUCUCCUUACUGGUAUUGCCAUUGAUGAAGGCUUUCUCUCCCUCGAUGAUCCCGUCGCAGCCGCUUUUGAUAUUCCCUCAGCUUGGACCGACUCCCCACCCAUCCUCCUCCGCCACGCCCUCUCAAUGACACCUGGCACCGCCUUCAGCCAGCGCGACACUGCAAAAAUGCUCACUUCCACUUCAGUUGCGUCGCUUAUCCUCAACGCCCCUCGGCGCUAUGGAGACCCAGGCGCUAAAUAUCACUAUGAUAACAGCCUUCCUACCAUUGUCAGCUUGCUCAUCGAGCGUAAAUCUGGGCUUGGCAUCGAGGCUUUUGCGCGCAAGUAUCUAUUUGGCCCGCUCGGCAUCACCAACUACACUUGGACGCGGAUGCAUGAAGACUCUGUGGAUGGCACCCCUUUUGUAUUGCCGUCUGGUGGGCUUAAUAUGACGCUUACUGACCUCGCAAAGGUUGGCGAGCUGCUGCUGGGGGGUGGCGCGUAUCGUGGAAACCGUAUCGUAUCAGCUGAUUAUAUAGAGGCGGCGACAAAGAGUCAGACGAGAGAGGGUGACUAUCCAUAUGGGUAUUUCUUUCAUUCUAAUGAGGGAGGUAGACAUGUGCCAGGGGACGGAUCGGUAGGAGCGUAUAUGGCAUUGGGCAGUGGCGGACAGGUUAUUUGGGUAGCACCAAGGCAGAAGCUGGUAUUUGUAGCGGUUGGGAGUAGUUGGAUGAGCUUCGAGGAGACGCCGGUGGUCCUUCGCUCUUUUGCGGACACAGUUCUUAGGGGGUUGGAAUAAAUAUAGCAGUUUAUUAAAUAUUUAAAUUGGCGGAUUUUAAAAUGAAAUAUUUUAACUUUUC